Molecule: messenger RNA, 3450 nt
Organism: Grus americana (Whooping crane)
Lineage: Eukaryota; Metazoa; Chordata; Aves; Gruiformes; Gruidae
Gene: DDX59
Product: DEAD-box helicase 59
Exons: 8
Coding region: 1510-3381 (623 amino acids)
Molecular function (GO): ATP binding; RNA helicase activity; nucleic acid binding
Source: RefSeq, a predicted model, not a curated record
GAUAUCUUUCCCAUACACCAAAUUAUUUAUGGCUGUAGGGUACGUUUUGACUUUGGGAAUACUCUGGUCUUCCUGCUUGUGCUCAGAACCAGGACCUCCUGCAAAUGGUGUGCAUACAGUGAUACCACCUCAGGGACCUGGUGUUGCAAGGGAGUACCUGGGACAAGUUGACUCGCCUCCUUCUGGUAACAUGAGUCCUUGGAAAGAAAGGGAGUAGCAGUGACCACUCUGUUCACUGUGGCCAAGCAGCUAAAACUAUCAGCCUUCUCAGUGGACGUACAUACAAGCCUUGGUACUCUUUUUCAUGAACUUCGUUUGCCUGGGGCAGUUGUUGCAGAGUGCUGGUUGAAGUUAAGUCUGAAAGUUUCUUCUGCCCUGCAGUGAAAUGUGAUAAAUGGUGGUGUUCUCAUGCAUUGUGAUGUAGUGUAAGUGAUGCUUAUUUAUUAUUGAAAAUAAUAACUUCCUUAAUUUGCAGUAUAUGAACAGCUCUUUCAUCAUGCUGUUUUAAGUGGGUCAUGACAUAUGCUGGGCAUUUAUCUGGCAUACCUUAUGCCUUCAUCAUCUGCAGUAAUAACACGUUUUUCUCAUGUGUGCAAAUACCUCUGUGUUUGUAGCGUGCGGCAGCUCACCUGUAAAUACAUGAGGGCAACACGGGGCGAGCCCACCCCGCAGACCUCAAGAGGGUCAGCAGCCGGGCGUCCAGUCCCCCAAAACCGAAACUGAACUCAGCGGCGACAUCUCCCGGCGAUGCGGCUUUCGCCUCCCACGCCCAGCACGCAGGCUGGGCCGCCACGGGCCUGGCCAGCCCCCGGGAGCGGGGAGCCCGCCCGCCCCUGCCCGCGUCUCUUCCCGUGUAGGGCUGCGGGCGGCCGCCACCGUUUCGCCUCUCGCCCUCGGCUCAGCCCGCGCGGCCGCCGGUGACCUCCCACCGUGCCGUGUCGCACCGUGCCGCUCCCUCCCGUGCGGCCGAGAGCCCCCGCCCCUCGGCUCACUUCCCCUCGGCUCGCCCCGUCGCCGGCGCGCCCUCCCGCUGCUCUCCCAGCACUCUCCGGCAGCGGAGCGGCGGCUCGCUGUUUCCGCCGGCCGCUCGCCCGGCGCUGCCUGCGUGGGACCGCCGCCAUUUUGUGAGGAGAGGCAGUGGCGGGGCCGACGGCUGGUCGGUAGCGGUACGUGAAGCGACGUCGCUGCGCCUGCGAGGAGGAGGAGGUGGGGGCCGGGCUCCGCCUCGCAGCGGUGGAGCGGGGGAGGCUGGCGGAUUGAAAGGGCUCCGCGCCGUCUUGGUCUUCUGUGUGGGGUGUGUAGCUCCUGCCGGAGAGGAGGGCUGGGGCAGGCGGGGGAAGAGGAUGCCGUGCUGCCCCGGAGCCCUGCGGGCAGGGGGCUUCCCAGCGGGGUCACCGCUGGCGGCAGGACGGGACACUUCUGAAGAGCCCGUUAAGGGUGUAGUCUUUUUCGUCAGCCUGGCGCUCCGUGAGCACGGUUUGCUCCCCUCACCUGAAAGUGUACUGAAGCAUGUUUUUACCAAGAUCUGUUAAAGUCAAGAGGACCGCUGAUGACGACAAAGAUUGUACAGCUAAGAAAAAGAAAUUGUCUUCUGGAGAAUCUUUGCUAGAAGAGACCACCGAGUUCCAAGACUGUAAGUUGGUAAGAACAGAAACUUGUGCUUCAAGAUGCGAUUUGAAUGAAGUUGUACAAGAAUGCACAGAACCUGUAGCUGGAGAUCUUGGUGUUCUGAAUACAACUUUGGGAAAGGACAACCAAAAUACUGAUGAAGAUAGCUCUUUGGAAGAACCCAUAAAAUCCUUCAGCAAAUCCCAGCGUUGGCCAGAACCUGGAGAACCUGUAUGUGUUGUGUGUGGUCGCUAUGGAGAGUACAUCUGCGAUAAAACAGAUGAAGAUGUUUGUAGCUUGGAAUGUAAAGCCAAACACCUUCUACAAUCUCAAGAAAAGGAAAAAAAGCUAAAAUCGGAUCAACUCACAAAAGAAAAUCAAGCAGAUACUCACCUAUUUAACACACCUUAUUUCUACAAAGAUCAUUCCUUUAUUUUAGGUUUGCGAGAUGAUCAGAUUGAGAACCUUAAACUGCAGCUAGGUAUUGCUGUCCAGGGCCAGCAAGUUCCAAGACCUAUUGUAGAGUUUGAGCACUGUGGUUUUCCUGAAACUUUAAACCAUAAUUUAAAGAAUUCUGGCUAUGAAGUCCCAACUCCCAUCCAAAUGCAAAUGAUCCCUGUUGGACUGUUAGGGAGGGAUAUUGUGGCUAGCGCAGACACGGGCUCUGGAAAAACAGCAGCCUUUCUACUCCCUGUUAUUAUGAAGGUUUUGAAAGAGACAGAAACUCCAUCUGCCCUUAUUUUGGCACCAACAAGGGAGUUAGCAAUUCAGAUAGAGAGACAAGCUAAAGAACUGAUGGCUGGUUUACCAAACAUGAGAACAGUUCUUCUGGUAGGAGGUUUACCACUGCCACCACAGCUUCACCGUCUCAAGCAAAGUGUUAAGGUUAUUAUAGCAACACCUGGAAGACUACUUGAGAUUUUAAAGCAAAGUUCUGUUCAACUGCAUGGCAUAAAAAUUGUAGUGGUGGAUGAAGUGGAUACCAUGUUAAAAAUGGGUUUCCAGCAGCAAGUGUUGGACAUUUUGGAAGACAUCUCUCAUGAUCAUCAAACCAUACUGGUGUCAGCCACGAUUCCAGUAGGCAUUGAACACUUAGCAAAUCAGCUUCUGCACAAUUUUGUAAGAAUAACAAUUGGAGAAAAGAAUCUGCCGUGUUCCAAUGUUCGCCAAAUUAUUUUGUGGGUAGAAGAACCAUCUAAAAAGAAAAAGCUGUUUGAGAUACUAAAUGAUAAGAAGCUCUUCAAGCCUCCAGUGUUGGUGUUUGUGGACUGUAAGCUAGGAGCAGAUCUGUUGAGUGAUGCUGUUCAUAAGAUUACAGGAUUGCAAUGUACAGCUAUGCAUUCUGAAAAGUCUCAGGUGGAAAGAACAGACAUAUUACAGGGAUUACUUCAAGAGAAGUAUGAAGUUAUAGUAAGUACUGGAGUCCUUGGACGAGGGCUUGACCUUGUCAAUGUCAAACUGGUAGUAAAUUUUGAUAUGCCCUCAAGUAUGGAUGAAUAUGUACAUCAGGUUGGAAGAGCGGGGAGGUUGGGUCACAGUGGAACUGCAAUUACUUUCAUCAAUAACAACAGCAAGAAGCUCUUUUGGGAUGUUGUGAAGAGAGUAAAACCAACAGGCACCAUUCUUCCCCCACAGCUGCUGAAUUCCCCAUAUCUUCAUGACCAAAAGAGAAGGGAACAACAGAGACUUAAACAAUUACAGAAUAGUCUUGUAACAGGAGAUAAUAUUAUGGACAUUAUUAGAAAACAUGACAAAAAUAAUUCUCAGAGGUAAUAAAGAUAUAUUUAUAGUUAUCUGAUGUAAUUAUAAUGAAAGUGAUUAAAAAUAAACAUGAAAUUAUGA